Fundulus heteroclitus (mummichog) is the source of this 3501-nucleotide messenger RNA. RefSeq names its product zinc finger and BTB domain containing 44 (gene zbtb44). Gene Ontology annotation, biological process: regulation of transcription by RNA polymerase II; positive regulation of gene expression. The record is from RefSeq and is a predicted model, not a curated record. Lineage: Eukaryota; Metazoa; Chordata; Actinopteri; Cyprinodontiformes; Fundulidae. The transcript is spliced from 6 exons. Gene Ontology annotation, molecular function: DNA-binding transcription factor activity, RNA polymerase II-specific; protein binding; RNA polymerase II cis-regulatory region sequence-specific DNA binding. Bases 362 to 2371 code for a protein of 669 amino acids.
UCUUCCAGUACGGCACAGUGAGGGGUGCGCGUUGCAUUGUGGGGUAAAAAAUACAGCACAGAGAGGACAACGGGGACCACAAAGGACUGAGAACAGCACCUCGGGAACUUGUAGCACCUGUUUGUUGUGAUGCGAAUCUGUCUGAGCGGUAAUUUAACUGUGAGCUGAGGCGGUUGGCAGGCGAACAACUGCCUCGGAGCAGCGGGGAAUGUGAGCAGGCGAAGCGGCGCAGCAGCAGGGCGCACCGCUGUCUUCGACAGUUUUUUGUCAGCUGAGCCAUCAGCAUCCAGAGGCCCCGGCUGUUGACUCCGGCCUCCUCCCGAAGGACAGCUUUUCUGUGCGAAGUAAGGUGGAGUCCAGGAUGGGGGUGAAAACCUUCACCCACAGCUCGACCUCCCACAGCCAGGAGAUGCUGGACAAGCUAAACGCCCUGCGCAACGAGGGUCACCUAUGUGACGUGACCAUCCGGGUCCAGGACAAGCUCUUCCUAGCACACAAAGUGGUCUUGGCCUGCUGCAGCGAAUUCUUCCGCUCCAAGCUCGUGGGCCGGCCAGAAGAGGAGGAAAAGUUCGUGUUGGACCUCCACCACGUGACCGUCAGUGGCUUCGCUCCUCUUCUGGAGUACGCCUACACCUCUACCCUUUCUAUCAGCACAGAGAACAUCAUCGACGUGCUGGCCGCUGCCAGUUACAUGCAGAUGUUUGCCGUGGCCAGCACAUGUUCAGAGUUCAUGAAGUCUAGUAUUCUGUGGAGCCCAACCAACAACAGCAGCAGCAACAUAGCAGCAGAUAAAGCGCACGAAGCAGCCCCCGAGGGCGCCUCAUCACACUGCGCUCUGACGCCGCUGGACGGCAGCGUCUCCCCCGUGUCCUCCGACUGCAGCGUGAUGGAGAGAAACGUCCCCAUCUGCCGGGAAUCGCGGCGGAAACGCAAAAGCUUCGUGACAAUGGCGUCGCCAGAGAGUCCGCUCAAAUGCACUACACAGAUGGUCACCACCUCGCCUCAGAUCCCCAACCCGUCCCCUUCGUUCUCAGACGGCCCCGCCCAACCCGUGGAGUCUUCCCUGGCCUUUCCCUGGACUUUCCCGUUCGGCAUCGACCGCAGGUUUCACUCGGACAAGUCCAAGCUGCCCGAGAGCCCGCGCUGUUUGGAGCAGGGCGCCCCGGGGACCUCGGAAGGUGUGGUCGCGCGGCGGCUCAGCGACUUCCUGACAUGCGAGAGCUCCAAGGUGGUGUCUUCACCGGUGGCAACGGAGGAGGAAGAUGUGCGGGUGAAGGUGGAGCGUCUCAGCGACGAAGAGGUUCAGGAGGCGUCGUCGCAGCCAGUCAGUGCCUCUCAGAGCUCAAUGAGCGACCAGCAGACGGUGCCAGGGAGCGACCCGGUCCAGGAAGAGCUGCUUAUCAGUCCACAGUCGUCCUCUAUAGGGUCAAUGGAUGAAGGUGUGUCAGAAAGCUUGCCUUCAAUGCAGAGCACCUCUAACGCUGGAGGACACGCAGAGGAUGAUGAGAGGCUGGAAGGUAUUCAGUAUCCAUACCACCUCUAUAUAAGCCCAUCAGCUCGACCCGGCACAAACGGGCCGGACCGGCCCUUUCAAUGUCCAACUUGUGGAGUCAGAUUCACACGCAUUCAAAACCUGAAACAACAUAUGCUCAUACACUCCGGCAUUAAACCUUUCCAGUGUGAUCGCUGUGGGAAAAAGUUCACACGGGCCUACUCCCUAAAGAUGCAUCGGCUGAAGCACGAAGGUAAACGCUGUUUCCGGUGCCAGAUAUGUAGCGCCACAUUCACGUCCUUCGGUGAAUAUAAGCACCACAUGAGGGUCUCCCGACACAUAAUCCGCAAGCCGCGGAUUUAUGAGUGCAAAACAUGCGGCGCCAUGUUCACCAACUCUGGCAAUUUAAUUGUACACCUGAGGAGUCUGAACCAUGAGGCAUCCGAGCUAGCAAACUACUUCCAGAGCAGUGAUUUCCUCGUGCCCGACUACCUGAGCCAGGUGCAGGAGGAGGAGGAGGCACUGGGAGUUCCGUAUGAGCUGGAGGAGUCCCAACAUCACCCGGUCUACCCGGGGAGCACCUCCAAUGCCACCACCACCACCACGGCUGCCUCGUCCUCUUCCUCAGUCCAGAUGCCAGUCAUCUCCCAGGUCUCCUCUUCCACACAGAACUGUGAAAGUUCCUCUGGCUUCCUUUCCCCCGAGCCCCUGGACCCCCUGGAAGCCCCGGCCUCUAAUAAGACUGAUGCUGACGAGACGGCAGCCAUGACCGAGGAGAACAAGAGGAACGACGGCGUCAGAGGCAGUUCCCCGGCGGUGUUUGAAGAGGAGCAGCAGCACGCUCGGGCUAAGGAGGUGGCUUCCAUUACCAUAGAGUGAUUCAAGUCUUCUGCCUGCCCCUCAUGUCCUAUUUUGCACUCAGGUCAUAUGGGAAUAUAAGUUAAAAGGAUUUUAAGACUGAAAGGAGCCACUUGGAGAUCUGCACACGCAACCCUUAUCAUGUGGAACCAUGGCAAUGCAACAGAGUUUUCUGAAGACGAUGUUGACUUCAUGGCAUCGUUCUACAUGCAAAACCGCAGCACUUAUUUAAGUUCCACACUAGAUUUACUUGGCUGGAGAGUCUGGCUUUGGCAGCAUUUUAACUACCUGAAAACUGUGAGUUAGCAGUAUUUUAAAUAGUACUUUUAGUAGCAAGCUUGUUUGUUUCCCAUAUGACUUGAAUGCAGCACCAGCUGUAGUCAUUUAAGUGUCAGCCAAUUGGAGGUCUGUUCAUUCCAAGCCUUGCUCUACUUUUAGAAAGUGCCUGAGAGUUCACACUUUAGCAAAGUCACGUAGAAGAAGAGAAGUGACAAAUCAAGUCUUUGCAAACUGAGCUAAAAAAUAGUCCUUGUAUAAAAUGUGUAAUAGUGACGCUAGUUUGUAUGGGCAGAGACUGUGUUACUCAUUUGGUGCCGUUGCUAUUGGCAAAUUCUUACAUGUUAAUAUUAAUCUAUACUGCAAUAGCUUGUACUGUACUUCUAUAUGAAUGCUGUGUAUGUUGAGUGUUGUUCUAUGACGUGUGUGUGUGUGUGUAGGUGCAUUUCUAUGACCAGUAUGAACACAGUGCAUUUCCUUUUUAAAUGUUUAAAACUUGAACUAUAUUGACAAAGUAUUCCCUAAAGAUAGCUGUGCAGUGUAAACAUUUCCUGACCUGUUCCUCAGUUGUUUUUUUUGUCGAUGAACACUGUUGUGAAAUCCAACCCUGGUUGUUGUAAAAAGCUCCAUUCUCAGAAUCUAGAUGGAUUUGGAUCUGUGCUUUUUCUUUUCUUUUUUCCCCCCUGAAAUCCGCUAUCUUCAACAGAAAAAGAGCUGGACAGUUCAAGACUGUUUCAUAAAUAGGCAUGGGCCGGUAUAAAAUGCAUGAAAACCAAAUAUCUGUGAUGGCAUCAAAUUGGUAACCUGACUCCGCAUAUCCAUCUGGAAACCUUCCGUUGAAGUAACUUUGGGAAGGGGCAAAAAUACUGGUUAGC